AUGUCUUCUCCGAUAUCAAUACCCGGCGGACUUUCUGUUCCCCUUGUUCCGAGAAGAGACAAGAUAAUCGAGUCACCUUUAAUGCUCGCAUCCUCGUCUCCACUCUUACUCCCUACUAUUCCAAGUCAUCGUGUGCAUGAACGUGCACCGCGCCCCAUGCCUCCAGUACUUCCAUUAAUGGAGAGACUCGUACAAGAUGGAACAAUGAAAAGGGUCGAAGAUCCCAGUGUCCUCGAAGAAGAUGAUAAAAAAGUUUUUAAUAAGAAGCUAGAAUCGGACAUUGUUACCAUUGGUCAGAAGAUUGAAGGAGGAUCAAACAAUUUUGGAAUAUGGACUGUCAUUGACUAUAAAGGCCAUCCUAGGGAUGAUCUCAUCAUGAAAGUCCUACCAGAACGAGGUCCAAGGAGCUACGGUGAAGCUAAGGCCCUCCGGAUGAUGCACCUUCUUGUUGACUCUGGUGAGACUAGGGUUCCGGCUUUUUCAACCAAGGGGGAUAAGGAUCUCAACUCUGACCUGGAGGGAAUGUCGUCACAGUCCGAUUUCUACCCUGUUGUCAUCAUGAAGAAGAAAAAGGGAGUAUUACUUAAGGAGACCCAAAUUUACAAGACUGCUACACCCAAAGAGCAGCUCGCAUUGGACGAACAGGUUGUGGAUUGGAGUUGCAAGAUAGCAGCAAAAGAUGCAGUUACUAGUAAGGUUUACCACAAUGACAACAACCUGAAUAAUGCGCUUGUGACUAUUAUCGAUGGCACCAUUGCAGAAUUGGAGCUUGUUGACUAUGGGCCCCCCGACACGUAUAUAGUAAUAAGAGAAAUCGAGGAGGAGAAAUUGUAA
Lentinula edodes (shiitake mushroom) is the source of this 834-nucleotide messenger RNA. RefSeq lists its product as uncharacterized. The coding region runs from base 1 to 834 and encodes 277 amino acids. The record is from RefSeq and is a predicted model, not a curated record. NCBI's taxonomy places the organism in Eukaryota, Fungi, Basidiomycota, Agaricomycetes, Agaricales, Omphalotaceae. The transcript is spliced from 5 exons.